AUGAGAUUCUCCACAACCCUCCCCCUCCUCUCCUUCCUUGCACCCCUCGCCCACGCCGCCCCGCAAACGCACUACUCAACAGUCACAAUCAUCCCAGUCCCUCUGUCCUCAACCAUAAUACACUACCACCCCACCGGCCCUCCGUAUCCCUCCGGUAGCGACAAACCGCGGUUAUACAACGCACGCUACAACGCCUCAGCGAACAUAUCCCUCUCGUACACGCUCUCGUACCCUACCACCAACCUGCCGCCAACUCCGCGUAUAUUCGCGGGGCCAUAUGCUCAACCCUCGAUUUCGCGCAACGCGACGAUGAGGCCGAGGCUGGGGGAUUUGAAUACGACGCUACCGCCGUUGCCGUGUACGCUGAGUGAGUUGUAUUGCGAUAGCAAUACCUCGUUUUCUCUCUGCGCCCCAGCGGUAGGGGGUGGGAGCCGGUACGUUUUCAUGGGUGCUGUAGCGAAUGGGACGUCGUGUCAUGACGGGAGGAUUGAGAAGGCGGACGGUGGGGAUUGCAGCCCCGUUGGACAUCUGAAGUGUGAGGGAGGAAGAGGAUUCUUCUUAUGCGAUGAAGGUGGCUUGGUGCACAUGGGUAGCGCAACCAAUGAGACUACCUGCGUAGAUGGAGAGAUCGAGGUCGUCACCUUGGGGCGCUGA
This is a messenger RNA of Letharia columbiana, 654 nucleotides long. RefSeq lists its product as uncharacterized. NCBI's taxonomy places the organism in Eukaryota, Fungi, Ascomycota, Lecanoromycetes, Lecanorales, Parmeliaceae. The transcript has 2 exons. The record is from RefSeq and is a predicted model, not a curated record. The coding region runs from base 1 to 654 and encodes 217 amino acids.